AUGGCCUACUCUGCCCCAUUUCAACUGCCGCUAUUCUCACUGGCGCCCCCGCCUAAGGAUCAUCUCAUCUGUCGCUACUGUGGCCAGCGGGUGAAGUUCCGGGAGUUGAGUCGUCACAACCGACGCUACCAUAGUGACCAGUGGACUCGAGCGCACCAGCGACGUCCAAGGGGCUCUCUGCUGUUUAAGUGCCAUGCUUCAGGGUGUGGGCGAACUUUUCCAAACCACUUCCAAUUGAGACAGCACCAACAGACUCACCCGCCAACGGGCAGGGGCAGAAACCGACGCCAGAGUGAUCAGCGCUCAAAGGAAGCGCUCCAGUCUUUAGCCUCUGGUGCCAGUGGGUUUUCGAGACUGGCCAACCCGUCUCCGACCCAGAACUUCUCGGUUAUUGGUCAACACGCGAACGCUAUCCAGCCCAAUCAACGGUUCAAUGCCAGACAAUUCCAAUCCCACAACAGACAAUUUCAACAACUACUCAACAGCAAUAACGAACGGACUAAUCAAUGGGCGACUGCUCAGCUGGUGGCUAUUCAGUCCAACCAACCAUGGAUGCCGUCGAAUCAACCGGUGGUGGCAAACUCACAGGGGCGAAAGGACGAAUGGGUGACGCCUACUCAAGCUAACUAUCAACAGUUACAAAGCAAUCAGCAUGUGUAUCAAUGCCAACAGCCCGAUCAGCAGUCCCACCAACAAUCUUAUCAGCAACUCCAUCAGCAAUCCUAUCAGCAACUGUUUCAGCAGGUGCCAUUUUACCAGCAACCCGUCACCUACCACCAGCAAAACUAUCAGAGACAACACUACCAACAGGGGCAUAUGCAGCGGCCUAUAAACCAUCAGAUCUCCCGCGCCGCUGUUGUUGAGGAAACUAUUACGACUGGAUCGGCCGUUGCUGAAACCAUACAAUCUUACCAAGAAAUGACCACCGAGCAGGCGGUUCUGAUGAACCAUGGGAUUGUUAUGCAACGAACUACGGCAACCUACCAAGAAAUGGCUACUCAGCAAACGAUUUCGAAUUGCUACCAAACGGCUGCCCAACAGUCAGUGGAGCAAAACUACACUAUCGCCACCAACAUCCCGCAUGGCGGUCUGUUGACGAACCCCACGCACAACAAGCCGUAUAAUUUUGGACUGUGGGGAUACCAAGGCCAACCCUGGGAAGUCAAGACGUUCCGGCUUCCAUCAAUGGCCAACAAUCCCUUCUUUGCCUCCCGUCGGUCCCAGAGUAAUCAUGUUAUCAUACCUACCCAUGUUGAUGAGGAUGUCGACAUGAUGCUGGUGCGAGCAGCGCCUUUUGACUCUAAACAACAAUUGUCUGGCACCCAAGCGUUGCCAGCCAUCGAGUACAAAGUGAAGUCUCCGACAAAUUGGGCCAUCCAAAAACAUUCUUAG
This is a messenger RNA of Diutina rugosa, 1392 nucleotides long. RefSeq lists its product as uncharacterized. The transcript has a single exon. The record is from RefSeq and is a predicted model, not a curated record. The coding region runs from base 1 to 1392 and encodes 463 amino acids. Lineage: Eukaryota; Fungi; Ascomycota; Pichiomycetes; Serinales; Debaryomycetaceae.